Molecule: messenger RNA, 940 nt
Organism: Mesocricetus auratus (golden hamster)
Lineage: Eukaryota; Metazoa; Chordata; Mammalia; Rodentia; Cricetidae
Gene: Chmp4b
Product: charged multivesicular body protein 4B
Exons: 5
Coding region: 87-761 (224 amino acids)
Biological process (GO): vesicle budding from membrane; late endosome to vacuole transport via multivesicular body sorting pathway
Cellular component (GO): multivesicular body; cytoplasmic side of plasma membrane; ESCRT III complex
Source: RefSeq, a predicted model, not a curated record
UGCGGGGAGCGGCGGGGCCGGGAGCGGGCGCCGGAGCCGAGCCGAGCCGGAGCAGGCGCCGGAGGCCGGCGCGGCGAGCAGCAACCAUGUCGGUGUUGGGGAAGCUGUUCGGGACUGGAGGGGGUAAGGGGAGCAAGGGCGGCCCGACCCCUCAGGAGGCCAUCCAGCGGCUUCGGGACACGGAGGAGAUGCUAAGUAAGAAGCAGGAGUUCCUGGAGAAGAAGAUCGAACAGGAGCUGACGGCUGCCAAGAAGCAUGGCACCAAAAACAAGCGCGCGGCCCUGCAGGCUCUGAAGCGCAAGAAGAGGUAUGAGAAGCAGCUGGCACAGAUCGAUGGCACCCUGUCAACCAUCGAGUUCCAGCGGGAGGCCUUGGAGAAUGCCAACACCAACACAGAGGUGCUCAAGAACAUGGGCUAUGCCGCCAAGGCCAUGAAGGCUGCCCACGACAACAUGGACAUUGAUAAAGUGGAUGAGUUGAUGCAGGACAUUGCUGACCAGCAAGAACUUGCAGAGGAGAUUUCCACAGCUAUCUCCAAACCUGUAGGCUUUGGGGAAGAAUUUGAUGAGGAUGAGCUCUUGGCAGAGUUGGAGGAACUCGAACAGGAGGAGCUAGACAAGAAUUUGCUGGACAUCAGUGGGCCUGAAACUGUUCCACUACCAAAUGUUCCCUCUGUAGCACUACCAUCCAAACCUGUCAAGAAGAAGGAAGAGGAAGAUGAUGACAUGAAGGAAUUGGAGAACUGGGCCGGAUCCAUGUAACUGGUCCAGAAUAGGCUGGGCCCAGACAGACUCUGGUGGCCUGUGUGACGGGCAGGCAUGUGCGUGCGCAGGGCAGGCAGGACGUGGUGCAGGCAGCCUCCAUCACUCAACUCUCACCCAAAGCAGUAGGCCGCAUCACUGCUCACUCUCGCAUAGCAUGGUCUGUGCCCAGGGGCGGG